UCACAUGUAUACUCAUACUGAUACAAUACAAGAGUUUUCUAAUCAUACGUUUUAUCAUGAUCACGGGUAUAUUAAUUUUACAACAAUGACGAAGUGAACAUACAUGUAUGUAGUUAUCAUCCUCCCCUCUUCCCGACUUCAUCCGUCAUAUAUACAUCCAUUAUUCAUCACAUUGUUAUCUCUUUACGCUAUCUCAGACGAAUUAGCGUAUUACAAUUUUAGAAAGUCUCUUGUGGCAGUAACUUUGUAUCUUUUGCAAGCGUGAAGAAUUUAUACAAAUGCAUCUGAUCUUAUACUGUUUACAUUACGUUUUGCGAGCCACAUCGUAUAACCUUUAAAAUAUCGCGUGACAACAGUUUCAUUUCAUCGAGUGGUUUAUCCGUUCUUAUAGAAAUUUCUCCAAUUAUAUAAAAUAGUAACAUGGCAGGGUGUUACGACAAAUUAUCUUGGACAGAAGUACGGGAUUUAUUGAGAACUUGGAGAGAAGAUUCCGAACGACGAAGUAAAGAUGUAGUGGACUUUUGGGAAAAUGUAUUAAUAGGAAAGAUUGAUCGUUUAGGCAAUGAAAAAUAUUUGGUUCUGGAACAAGUAUGUGUAGCAGCAUUGGAUUGUUACCGUCUGCCGCUUGCUGAAUAUUGCAUUAAAAUUUUAAUGCGUGCAUUUCCAGGCAGCUUGCGUGUUCACAAAUACCAUGCCAUGCAUUUGGAAGCAUUAGAAAUGUAUGAUGAAGCAAUGGAAGUUUUGGAGUCUAUUAUAAAAAGAGAUGAGACUAAUGCAGCACCAAGAAAACGUCGUGUUGCUAUUUUGAAAGCUCGAGGACGUAUUCCAGAGGCAAUCAAAGAACUUACAGAAUAUCUAAAAAGAUUUAUGAGUGAUCAAGAAGCAUGGCACGAGUUGUGUGAUCUUUAUUUGCAAGAACAAGAGUAUUCCAAAGCAGCCUAUUGCAUGGAAGAACUUAUAUUGCAUAAUCCACACAGCCAUUUAAUUUACCAAAGAUAUGCUGAAAUAAAAUAUUCUCAGGGCGGAUUUGAUAACAUGGAGUUAGCGAAAGCAUAUUUCUGCCAAGCAGCAAAAUUAAAUCCAAAUAACAUUAGAGCCUUAUAUGGUUUGUUAUUAACAACAAACAAUAUUGCAACAUCACCUAAAUGCCCUGCAUCCAAGAAGAAGGAUGCAAUGAAGCUAAGCGAAUGGGCUAGUAAACAAAUUGAGAAACAAUAUGAAAGUAAAGUAUCGAAUGAAGAUGUUAAGAAUGUAGAACGUUUAUUAGGACAACUGCAACUUGAAGCUUAGGUACUGUUAUCUUUGACAAAUUGUAUAUUUAUUUUAAUUUUGUAACAAAAGUCAAUAGCAUAUGUUUAAACAUAUUGCAUAUAACUAUUUCCAAAGAAUCUAUCGAGCACGAGAAAUUUUUAGGUACAUUUUUUAGUUCUAUGCAGUUAAAAAAAAAGUUAAUAAAAUUCUGAUCAUGAUUAAUGUAUUGAAACAGUAUUAUCUUUUAUUCUAUUUUUCAAUUAUGUAAUGUAUAUUAUUAUGUCCCAAGAGUAUAAUUUUGUCUAAUGUCGAUAUAAAAUGCAUAUGUUAAUAUAUUAUUAAUCACUCAAUUAGUAAAUUCUAUAUAGUUUUCAGGUUUUAGCUGCACUAUAUACGUAAUUAUCUUCUAAACAUAUAUAUAUAUAUAUAUUAAUAUUUCUGUAUUUUACUGUAUAUGUUAUUAAGUGAAUGUAUAAUCAUCAUUGAUUUUGUAAUUGUGAUCACUCUCUCGGCUCUCUCUGUUGUCUAAUAUCAUUGUUGAUUUUCAUGUGCUAUAAAGUAUUGAUUAUAUCUGCAUAUAAAUAUAAUGAAAAUAAAAACGGCGUUGAUGAAUAAGAUA
Cataglyphis hispanica is the source of this 1870-nucleotide messenger RNA. Its product is annotated as ER membrane protein complex subunit 2-like. The record is from RefSeq and is a predicted model, not a curated record. Gene Ontology annotation, biological process: protein folding in endoplasmic reticulum. Gene Ontology annotation, molecular function: protein binding. Gene Ontology annotation, cellular component: EMC complex. The transcript has 7 exons. NCBI's taxonomy places the organism in Eukaryota, Metazoa, Arthropoda, Insecta, Hymenoptera, Formicidae. The coding region runs from base 421 to 1290 and encodes 289 amino acids.